Molecule: messenger RNA, 233 nt
Organism: Dentiscutata heterogama
Lineage: Eukaryota; Fungi; Glomeromycota; Glomeromycetes; Diversisporales; Gigasporaceae
Source: the annotation of a GenBank genome assembly
CUUUUCUUAAUGAAGCAGUCCCUAGUUACCAACUACCUUCUGGUGAUAUAUUGCAAAAAUGUAUAUUAACAAAAAUCUGGACAAAUAUGUCUGGAAACUCAAUUUACAGAUUUAUGAUUCUUAAGGAAAAUCAAGAAUACAUUGUAGACAUUGUUGAUUUAUCUGCAAAUCGACACAUAGCAUCGUUUAUUAUAAGCCAGACUAAAGAAAUUUUGGCUAGAAAUGAAUUUUAA